Molecule: messenger RNA, 1422 nt
Organism: Lasiodiplodia theobromae
Lineage: Eukaryota; Fungi; Ascomycota; Dothideomycetes; Botryosphaeriales; Botryosphaeriaceae
Product: AAA family ATPAse
Exons: 4
Coding region: 1-1422 (473 amino acids)
Biological process (GO): box C/D snoRNP assembly; chromatin remodeling; regulation of transcription by RNA polymerase II
Cellular component (GO): Ino80 complex; NuA4 histone acetyltransferase complex; R2TP complex
Molecular function (GO): DNA helicase activity; ATP hydrolysis activity; ATP binding
Source: RefSeq, a predicted model, not a curated record
AUGGCUGCCCCCAUCACCACCAUCGCCGAGAGCAAAGAGCUCCGCGGCCUCAACCUCAUCGCCGCUCACUCGCACAUCCGCGGCCUCGGUGUCGAGCCCGACACCCUCGAGCCCAAGGCCGCGUCGCAGGGCCUCGUCGGCCAGGAGAAGGCCCGCAAGGCUGCUGCUGUCAUACUGCAGAUGGUUAAGGAUGGCAAGAUUGCUGGCCGCGCCGUCUUGAUCGCUGGUCCCCCCAGUACUGGCAAGACUGCCAUCGCUAUGGGCAUGGCUCAGUCGCUGGGUUCUGAUGUCCCCUUCACUAUGCUCGCCUCCUCUGAAAUCUUUUCCCUGGAGAUGUCCAAGACCGAGGCCUUGACCCAGGCCUUCCGGAAGUCCAUUGGCGUGCGGAUAACGGAGGAGAGCGAGAUCAUUGAGGGCGAGGUCGUCGAGAUCCAAAUAGACCGCAGCGUCACGGGUAGCAACAAGCAGGGCAAACUCACCAUCAAGACCACCGACAUGGAGACCGUCUACGACAUGGGAACCAAGAUGAUCGACUCAAUGACCAAGGAGAAGGUCAUGGCUGGAGACGUCAUUUCCAUCGACAAGGCAUCCGGCAAGAUCACUAAGCUAGGCCGCUCCUACACCCGCUCGCGUGAUUACGACGCCAUGGGCGCCGACACCAAAUUUGUGCAAUGCCCAGACGGAGAGCUGCAGCAGCGCCGCGAGGUUGUCCACACCGUAUCGCUCCAUGAGAUUGACGUCAUCAAUUCCCGCACCCAGGGCUUCCUCGCUCUCUUCUCCGGUGAUACCGGCGAGAUUAGGCAAGAGGUGCGCCAGCAGAUUGAUACCAAGGUCGCCGAGUGGAAGGAGGAGGGCAAGGCCGAGCUGGUCCCGGGUGUGCUGUUCAUCGACGAGGUGCACAUGCUCGAUAUUGAGUGCUUCUCGUUCAUCAACCGUGCCCUGGAAGAUCAACUGGCGCCAAUUGUCAUUAUGGCCUCGAACCGUGGUAACACCAAGAUCCGUGGGACCAACUACUCAUCCCCGCACGGCCUUCCGCUCGACUUUCUCGACCGCACCGUCAUCGUUAGCACUACGCCCUACCAGGCAGACGAGAUCAGGCAAAUUCUUGCAAUCCGUGCCCAGGAGGAGGAGAUCGACCUUUCCCCUGACGCUCUUGCGCUUCUUACUAAGAUUGGAUCGGAAACGAACCUAAGAUACGCUAGCAACCUCAUUACCACUUCGUAUCUCCUUGCUCAGAAACGCAAGGCAUCGGAGGUCAGCAUCGACGAUGUUCAGCGCAGCUACAAGCUCUUCUUCGACCCUGAUCGCAGCGCCAAGUUCGUCACCGAGUUCGAAAAGCGCUUCAUCAGCGUCGACGGAGACGUCACGCUCUCGAUACCCAACGGCAGCGGUGCCACUGGCGAGGCCAUGGAGCUGUCGUAG